AGGAAGCAAAUGUCCAACAGCAGCUUCCUCACUGGGUUUCUCCUCCUGGGGUUUGCGAACACCGGGGAGCUGCAGCUCUUGCACUUCUCGCUCUUCCUGGGCAUCUACCUGGCUGCCCUCCUGGGCAACGGCCUCAUCAUCACAGCCGUAGCCCGUGACCACCACCUCCACACCCCCAUGUACUUCUUCCUCCUCAACCUCUCCCUCCUCGACCUUGGCUCCAUCUCCACCACUGUCCCCAAAUCCAUGGCCAAUUCCCUGAGGGACACCAGGGCCAUUUCCUACUCAGGAUGUGCUGCCCAAGUCUUUUGGUUUCUCUUCUUAAUUUCAGCCGAGUUUUAUCUCCUCACUGUCAUGGCCUAUGACCGCUUUCUUGCCAUCUGCAGACCCCUGCACUACGGGACCAUCAUGGGCAGCAGAGCUUGUGUCAAAAUGGCAGCAGCUGCCUGGGCCAGUGGUUUUCUCAAUGCUCUCCUGCACACUGGGAACACAUUUUCAAUACCACUCUGCCAAGGCAACACAGUGGAGCAGUUCUUCUGUGAAAUCCCCCAGAUCCUCAAGCUCUCCUGCUCAGGCUCCUACCUCAGGGAGGUUGGGCUUCUUGCGGUUAGUCUUUGUUUACUCCUUGGGUGUUUCAUUUUCAUUGUGGUGUCCUACGUGCAGAUCUUCACUGCUGUGCUGAGGAUCCCCUCUGAGCAGGGACGACACAAAGCCUUUUCCAUGUGCCUCCCGCACCUGGCCGUGGUCUCCCUGUUUGUCAGCACUGGCAUGUUUGCCUACCUGAAGCCCCCCUCCAUCUCCUCCCCAGCUCCGGAUCUGGUGGUGGCAGUUCUGUACUCGGUGGUGCCUCCAGCAGUGAACCCCCUCAUCUACAGCAUGAGGAACAAGGAGCUCAAGGAGGCACUGAGGAAACUGGUUCAAGUGGUACUGUUUCAGCAGCAAUAA
Molecule: messenger RNA, 945 nt
Organism: Dromaius novaehollandiae (emu)
Lineage: Eukaryota; Metazoa; Chordata; Aves; Casuariiformes; Dromaiidae
Product: olfactory receptor 14A16-like
Exons: 1
Coding region: 10-945 (311 amino acids)
Biological process (GO): G protein-coupled receptor signaling pathway
Cellular component (GO): membrane
Molecular function (GO): odorant binding; olfactory receptor activity; G protein-coupled receptor activity
Source: RefSeq, a predicted model, not a curated record